AUGAGGAAAGGCGAGUUUGAAUACGUGUUCGCCCAUAACCGAUUUAUAUUUAAAGAAUCGUCCGAGUUUUCUGAGAACUCUUACCUCUACCUGAUCACAAGCAUGGUACAUUUACAGAUACUUGGAGCAUCUACUUCUAUUUUGAUCAUCUACAUGGCGACGAUGAUCGAGGCAACGGUGGCAACGACGGUAACGAUAAGAGAGGUGGAUACGACGACCGAUGCGUCGGCAACAACGGCGACAAGAACUGAGGCAGCAGCGGCGCUGUUGCCGGCAGCAACUACAACGGAGGCGGUGCCAAUGCUCGAUGCGCCAGCGCAAAUUGAACCUCGACUGUUCGGCUUAGCGACGAAGGCGACUACCGUCUUGAUAGCUUUGUCCACUGUCACCUCCACCAAGACCUGCGUAGUCGUAGUGGCCGGAGGUCCCGGUCCCGGUUUGUGUAAACGCAAACGCCGUUACGUGGAAAUUCAACCAACUCUGCCGACUGAGGAGAAGUUUACCGGCGACGUCGAGCUCUCCGGCUCCAUGCUGGACUCGAGUCGUCCUGACGAAGAAAUCGCUGGCAAAUCUGCCCGCGGGUUUUUGACUUUCUGGAAAGCAUCCACUUCAACGUUUGUGCUGACUUCCAACGUCACCAGCUUCGUUCAAAUAAUACCUAGAUUCAUCCAAAUCUUCAUUGGGUUAGGGUGCAGAGCCACCCUCUGCAUACACAACUAAAUGCAUUAUGAAAAAAUACAUAUCUAUUGCUCUUUAGUAUGUUCCUCGACCCUACACAAUUAAAAUAUUAUUUGAUUGCUUACUUAUAUCGCUAAGAGAGAAUGGACUUUAAGUGGAAUUCACUCUUUACCGUACAUGAUCCAUAUAAAAGAAAAUAUAUUCAUAAAAAUUAUUUCGGUAAGAUCCUAUUACCAUAGCCG
Hyalella azteca is the source of this 920-nucleotide messenger RNA. RefSeq lists its product as uncharacterized. Bases 1 to 720 code for a protein of 239 amino acids. The record is from RefSeq and is a predicted model, not a curated record. Lineage: Eukaryota; Metazoa; Arthropoda; Malacostraca; Amphipoda; Hyalellidae. The transcript is spliced from 4 exons.